Populus nigra (black poplar) is the source of this 2893-nucleotide messenger RNA. RefSeq names its product potassium transporter 1-like. The transcript is spliced from 10 exons. The record is from RefSeq and is a predicted model, not a curated record. Gene Ontology annotation, biological process: potassium ion transmembrane transport. The coding region runs from base 342 to 2714 and encodes 790 amino acids. Gene Ontology annotation, cellular component: membrane. Lineage: Eukaryota; Viridiplantae; Streptophyta; Magnoliopsida; Malpighiales; Salicaceae. Gene Ontology annotation, molecular function: potassium ion transmembrane transporter activity.
AACACCUAUCCACCCUCUCUAGUCUCUGCUACCUAUAAAUUUAAAAUUCAAGACAUUAUAAGAAGAAGCCAAAAGGUGACUCCCCUUGCAAUCAAACCAAGAAAACACUCCUUGAGAGAACCAUUUAUCCAAGAAAGAAGCUACAAAUCAGCACAAAUAACAACAACUUCAUAGUUUGUAACGUUCAGUCUUUCACAUUGUGCAUUAACUCGAUCGCUUGUCAUUGUCCCACUCUCCCAGCUCUGUCUUUUUUCUUUUGUGUUCUUACGUCCACUACUGCACCACAGAAAAUCUUUUUCUUUGAGGUGUAGUCCUAAGUGCCCAUUUUCUUUUUUCUGAAAAUGGAUCCUCCACUUAGUCCCACUACUUACUCUGAUGGACUUAAGAAGGAAACCUGGAGGCAUUCACUCAUCCUGUCAUUUCAAACUCUAGGAGUUGUGUAUGGUCGCUUGAGCACUGCUCCAUUAUAUGUUUUUGGGACAAUUCAAACGACAGAUUUCAAAUCAAAUGAGACUGCAUAUGAAUACUUCUCUUUUAUUUUCUGGACUCUGACUGUUGUUUCUUUACUUAAGUACGCCUUCAUUGUACUCAGGGCUGAUGAUAAUGGAGAGGGUGGUGUUUUUGCCCUGUACUCAUUAUUGUGCAGGCAUGCUAAAGUGGGCCUGCUUCCAAAUGAUAGAAGCACCAAAGAGGUUAUGCAACAUGAAGAAGUAAGCACUUUGAGGGGAAAAGUUGAAUCAAGAGCAAGAAAAGCCAUUAGAAACCGCAGAAGUAGUCAUUAUUUGAUGCUGUUCACAGCAUUAUUUGGUGCAUGCAUGAUAAUUGGGGAUGCGGUGAUCACCCCAUCUAUUUCAGUGUUAUCGGCUUCAUCAGGUCUUCAACGUUCAUUAUCAAACAUUAAAUAUACCUCCUCGACAGAUGCAGAACAAACCAUAUCAGAUGAUUUGAAAAAAUAUGUACCGGUUCCUUCUGCAUGUGUUAUAACAGUAGGCCUUUUUAUACUGCAGUACUAUGGGACUCAUAAAAUUGGGUUCAUGUUUGCCCCAAUUGUCACUAUAUGGCUCCUGUUUAUUAGUGGAGUGGGUAUAUAUAAUGUAUUCCACUGGGACCCUAAAAUCUUCUCUGCAAUCUCCCCAGAGUACAUGUAUAGAUUUGUAAGAAAAAUCAACAAAGCCAGUUGGAAGUCACUGAAUAGCAUUCUUCUUUGCAUAGCAGGAUCAGAAACAAUGUUUACAGAUCUAGGUCAUUUCUCCAAGAGAUCAAUCAAGAUAACAUUUGUCUGCUUGAUUUAUCCCGUUCUAGUUUUAUGCUAUGCUGGUCAAGCUGCAUUUAUCUCUAAACACUGGAAUGGCACUGAAAAUUUUAAUCAUCUAAGUGAAUCUGUACCUAAACAUCUUCGUCAUGUCUUCAUACUGGUAUCUCUGCUUGCUUCAGCUGUAGGAAGCCAAGCAACAAUAACAGCCAGCUUCUCCAUAAUAAACCAGUGCCUGGCACUUGGUUGUUUCCCUAGAGUUAAAGUUAUACAUACAUCAGAUAAGCGACUUGGGCAGGUUUAUAUUCCAGAUGUCAACUGGUUAUUGAUGGCCCUUAGUCUCUCUGUCACUAUUGGUUUCCAUGACAUAACGAGGAUUGCAAAUGCAGCAGGUAUGGCAAUAGUUUUUGGGAUGAUAGUAACGACUUGUAUGAUGUCACUUGUGAUCGCUCUGUACUGGGAGAAGAGUUUGUUUGUAUCUGGGUGCUUCCUGAUGUUCUUUGGUUUCGUUGAGGCUGUAUAUGUAUCGGCAUGUAUGCUGAGUUUUCACAAAGGAGCUUGGUAUCUAUUUGUUAUUGCUGCAGUUUCUUUCACUAUAAUGCUUGCUUGGCAUUACGGAACUAUGAAGAAAUAUGAGUUUGAUUUUCAAAACAAGGUUUCGACAGAAUGGCUUACGGAUUAUAGCCCAGGCCUAGGAGUUUCCAGAGUACCCGGAAUUGGUUUAAUCUACACUGAUAUGGUGACAGGAAUCCCAGCUUUUUUCUCACAUUUCAUCACAAAUCUUCCAGCAUUUCAUCAAGUGCUAAUCUUUGUGUCCUUCAAGCCCCAACCAGUCCCUUGUGUGCCUCCCCGUGAGCGGUGUCUUGUAGGCAGAGUUGGUACCAAAGAUUACAGAAUUUACAGAUGCAUUGUGAGGUAUGGGUACUGUGAUCAAAUAAGAGACACAGAUGAUUUUGAGGAACAGAUUAUUAGCUCAAUCGGAGAAUUCAUUUCCUUAGAAGAAAGUGAUUGUGAAUCUCUGACUUCUCCUGAAGGAAGAAUGAUGAUUGUUGGGAAGCCAUUGGUGGACAGAAAUGCACUGAUUCCUAUACAUGAUACCACCUCAGUUGCCGGCUCCACAAAUAUAGCUAACAAUGAAACUCUGGCAAGUCCAUCAGGAGAUUUGAUCGAAAGAAAAACGCCGGUCAGAAGAAAAAAGGUUCGAUUUCUAAUGCCAGAAGGUAGUCCUAGAAUGCGGGUAUCUGUCAGGGAGGAGCUACAAGAAUUGAUUGAUGCCAGGGAAAGUGGCACCGCAUAUUUCCUAGGUCAGUCGCAUUUAACAGUGCGUAAUGAUUCAAACUUUUUGAAAAAAUUCCUGAUUAUGGCCUAUGUUUUUCUUGAUAAAAAUUGCCGUGAACCUCCAGUGGCAUUGAACAUCCCCCAUGCUGCUCUCGUAGAGGUUGGCAUGGUGUAUAUUAUAUAAACUGGAUGUAUGGUAUGAAACUUUGUAUACUGUUUCUGUUUGUAGAAAAAAAAAGAAAAACAACAUAGAACUAGUAUUUCUUGUCUCAUCCUAUCAAAUGUACUUGGGAUCAUUAGAUUCCUCACUUUCCAUUACUCUUUGUAUCGAGUUAGUACAGCGAACCUUUUUUUUCUUUGAUA